AAUAAUUCACCCCAAAAGAACCAAAGCCCAUUUUAUAACAUUUCUGUCGGACACUCUACUUUCUUUUUGAUCCGUUCCAAUAUCAUUUUUCUCACACUACACUCAUACGCUUGAUCGAUCGAUAAUGGCGCUAGAAACAAUAACGCAACAACAACAACAAUAUCUUUGCGCCUUGCUCGGAAGCACAAAUUGGAGCGUUGGCUCUGAUUCUGGUUCUGGUUCUGGUUCUGGCUCUGCUUUAGAUUACUACAACAACGAGGGGUUUGAUGAAUUUCUUACGAAUAAUCAAAAUGUAUCAGCACCACAAGAGUACGAUGACUACUCGAAUUGGAAUUUGCCACCUCCAUUAUUGGUGGAUUCACAAAAUGAAUUUCAUGAAUGGGAUCAGACUUUCUCUGUUUUGGACCAUAAUUUUACAAUUCCGGAUCAACAAGAACAACUGCCAGCAUUGGGAACUCCAGUUGAAAAUUGUAGUAGUACAACUAGACCAAGAAGACGAAGAACAAGAACAAAGAAGAAUGAAGAGGAGAUUGAGAAUCAAAGAAUUACACACAUUGCUGUCGAACGAAAUCGUCGAAAACAGAUGAAUGAGUACCUCUCUGUCCUCAGAACUCUCAUGCCUCAAUCAUAUGUCCAAAGGGGUGAUCAAGCAUCAAUAGUUAGUGCUGCAAUCAACUAUGUGAAAGAGCUAGAGCAGCAGCUGCAAUUUCUUAGUGGUCAGAAGCAUUUGACAGGUCAAAAUGAAGAAGCCAAUGGUGAAACUUCUCCAUUUUCUGAGUUCUUCAGCAUUCCACAGUACUCCACAACCAUGACUGUUGCUACUACUAGUGAAAAUGGACCUUGCAUGAAUGAAAAUUAUAAGAACCAGCAGCUACCAGCAACAGCUGAUAUAGAGGUUACAAUGGUGGAAAAUCAUGCAAAUCUGAAAAUAAGAUCAAAAAGGAGGCCAAGAUUGCUUCCUAGAAUAAUUUCAGGGCUUGAAAGCCUUAGGUUAAGUGUUCUUCACCUCAAUGUUUCAAAAGUUGACCAGUUUGUCCUCUGUUCUCUCAGUUUGAAGGUAGAAGAAGAUUGCCAGAUGAGUUCAGUGGAAGAAAUAGCAGCUGUUGUGAAUCAGAUUUUAAGAAGGAUCCAUGAAGAGGCUAAUUAGCUUUGAUGUGACCAUAUAUAUGUGUCUUAAUUCUCCUAGCUAUAUUGCUAAUAUUUAUGUAGAGUUAGGAAUAUUUGACAAUAAAUCAGAGUUUAAUUUAAUCUGAGGUCGCAAAUUCUAAUUG
This is a messenger RNA of Capsicum annuum, 1271 nucleotides long. Its product is annotated as transcription factor bHLH94-like. Gene Ontology annotation, molecular function: protein dimerization activity; DNA-binding transcription factor activity, RNA polymerase II-specific; RNA polymerase II cis-regulatory region sequence-specific DNA binding. The record is from RefSeq and is a predicted model, not a curated record. Bases 125 to 1147 code for a protein of 340 amino acids. Gene Ontology annotation, biological process: regulation of transcription by RNA polymerase II. Lineage: Eukaryota; Viridiplantae; Streptophyta; Magnoliopsida; Solanales; Solanaceae. The transcript has 3 exons.